Messenger RNA from Suillus bovinus, 1968 nucleotides. Its product is annotated as Alpha/Beta hydrolase protein. The coding region runs from base 157 to 1806 and encodes 549 amino acids. The record is from RefSeq and is a predicted model, not a curated record. Lineage: Eukaryota; Fungi; Basidiomycota; Agaricomycetes; Boletales; Suillaceae. The transcript has 16 exons.
GUAUUCUAGAGUGCUCUGGAACGCUCUAGGCUAGGUCUCGAAUGCUCUAGCCACGUCCAUACAUAUCUGCUUUCAAUUGAAACCCGAUAGUUGGAGCGUCUGUGGGGUAAAUCUGGUACAACUGAGCUCGCUGCGCUGCUACUAUUUUCAUCAAGGAUGUUUAUCUUUGCGCGAUCUGUGGGGUCAAAAUUGUCUACCAAAGCUAAUCUAUUGGCCGUAUCGCAGGUUUUGCUUGCGCUUGAAGGGUUAUCUUCUCCGGCAGCCACCGUAUCUGCAUCCAUCGUCAACUUGGGUUAUGCCCAGUACCAGGGAUCCGUUGACACGGCGACAAAUAUCACCAGUUUUCUUGGAAUACGCUACGCCGCUCCUCCAGUUGGUGACUUAAGAUGGGCUGCCCCACAGCCUCCACCCACCGUCUCUGGGGUUCAACAAGCUACCACGCAACCAAACGAAUGUAAUCAAGCAGACGCAGGCGAAUCUUCGACGAAUCCGUUGGAAAGCACCUCUAUGAAGAAAAGGGAUGUUAGUCAAUCUGAAGACUGUUUAUUCUUGAAUGUAUACACUCCUGGAAAUGAAGUGGUGGCCACUCCGGAAGGAGGGCUCCCAGUUGUCGUUUGGAUUCACGGAGGAGGGUAUAUUCAAGGAGCUGCAAGCCUAUAUAAUGGCGCAGAUCUAAUUAUAGACUCGAAUUAUGGUGUCAUCACAGUCUUAAUUCAGUAUCGCCUCGGUUUAUUCGGGUUUCUUCCUGGUGAAGCGGUCAAGGAAGGGGGUGCACUCAAUGCUGGACUACUUGACCAGAACUAUGCGCUUCAGUGGGUGCAGGCCCACAUAAGUGAUUUCGGUGGUAACCCCAUGGAGGUUACAAUUUGGGGAGAAUCUGCUGGUGCCGGUUCGGUGCUACAGCAUAUCAUUGCUCAUGGAGGAAACACGCAACCUCCCCUCUUCAAAACCGCUAUGACGAGUUCUACGUUCUUGCCAUCCCAAUACAACUAUAAUGACCGGAUUCCUGAGCUGUUGUAUAGUGAGGUCGUCAAUGGAACAAACUGUACCUCAAGCUCGGACACCCUUUCUUGUUUGCGCGCUGCUGACGUCGAUACGCUACAGACCUUGAACUAUAACAUCAACCUCAACGGGUUCUUUGGCACGUUAGUAUUUGUCCCUGUUGUGGAUGGGACUUUCAUCUUGGAGAGGCCUACCGUGACGAUAAGGAAAGGUUGUUUGAAUGGCAACUAUCUUCUUGCUGUGACCAAUUCGCAUGAAGGGAACGAGUUCGUCAACCAAUCGAUGACAUUGGAUGUUGCAGACUAUGUCAAGACGCUUUUCCCGAACUUCGGUUCUACUCAGGUUGCUGGAGCGGUAAUGAUGUACCAGAACUACGGAAGCAACGUUAACCAGGCAAAUCUUGUGAUGAGUGAAUCAAUAUUCAUUUGCCCCACUCAUUAUCUCCUCUCAGCAUUUGGAGAACGAGCCUGGAAAGGCGAGUUUGCACUCCCGCCUGGCCUGCAUGGAUAUGAUGUUCCAUACUAUUUCACCUCGUAUCUAAAUGCUUCUAUGUACAACAAUUCGCAAUUCAUCACUGCUUUCUCAAAUUCAUUCAUGGCUAUGGCCAUGUCCGAGACUCCUGACGACAGAUACACCCCAGGGGAUAUCACACCUUCCUGGAGACCUUGGAAAGAUGAUUUGACAGAGAUGAUGUUCAAUGUGACAUCCGCAGGAGUACCUGACGUUUACACUUUCAAGACUGAUGACACCUUGCUGGAGCGUUGCGACUACUGGCAAGACGUUUCGGCGUAUUCAGCACAGUGAAUAGAAAUUGGGGUAACUGCAUGAGUCGAAUAGUCCUGCAACAUAUUUGUCGUCUGUAGAUCUCCGUCCAGCAACUUGUCACAAAUGCUUCUGAUUGUAGGAUCACUGUGCAGUGAGAGUUUUGAAUUAUUCAGAAUAAAGCAAACCUGAAUCGCCUGACGU